CAACUCCGCUCACAUCGGUAGUUCCGGACCGCGUAAAUAUGUGAUGGAGCCGCAUGCUAGCGCGUAUGCUAGCGCGUGAGCUUGCCCUGCUCUCAAUCUUGAUCUUGCCCAUCUCUCAACAAUGCCACGAUGGCGAUGAACGCAAAACAAGAGAAACUUGACAACUACGGCCUCACACCCGUCCACCCCGACCAUGACGAGCCUGCCGGCCUCCUCGCCCGCCAGCUGAGCCGUGAGGCGUAUGCCGAGACGGCGGAGGCCGCACGGGAAUCACAUACCGACAUCGGGCCCCCGCCUGACGGCGGCGUUGCGGCCUGGAGUGCCGUCGGCGCGGCAAGCUGCGUCCUCCUCGUAGUCUUCGGCUUCUCCACAUCCAUGGGCCAACUACAAGCCUACUACCUCGAGAACCAGCUACGGGGACGCUCCAAGGCCGACGUCGCAUGGCUUGGCUCGAUCCAGUCCAUGCUCAUUUACACGGGUUCGCUCUAUGCAGGUCGAUUGUUCGAUGCGUACGGGCCUGAGCGCCUCAUGUGGACCGGCACGGUCCUCCUCACCGGAUCCUUCAUUUCCAUGGCCUUCUGCACCCAAUAUUGGCAGUUUCUUCUUGCGCACAUGCUCUUCGGGAUCGGUGGCACAACGGUGUACUCGCCCUCCACCUCCAUCUCAGGACACUGGUUCGCGCGUCGCCGCGGUACAGCCGUCAGUGUCGUGAUCACUGGCGCUGGCUUGGGCGGUAUCGCCUACCCCCUCCUGAUGCGCGAGCUAUUCAUCCGCCUCUCCUUCCGCAACACCCUCUUCGUGCUCGCCGGCUUCACCUUCGCCGCCAUGAUUCCCGCUUGCACGAUCAUGCACGCGCGCCUGCCGCGGCGCAAGCCACCGCCCUGGUCCAUCUUCAAAGAACCGUGGAAGGAGGCACCUUACGUGUGCCUCGUUACCGGCGCGGCGGUUUGGCUGACCAACGUUUUCACACCCUACUUCAACGCGCCCGUGCUUGCCGCGACGAACCGCCUCAGCCCUGAGGUGACAUCGUACGCCGUCCUCAUCCUGCAGUCCGGCUCCUUCGUGGGACGCAUCAUCGUCGGACCGCUGGCGGACAGGGUGGGCGUGUGGAGCGUCUUUGGGGCCAUGUCGUUCCUCUCGUCGCUGUUCAUCCUCGCGCUCUGGACCGGCGACGUGGGGCCCGGCGCGGCUAUCGCCGGUCUUAUUCUUUUCGGCAUGACCUCCGGUGGGUGGAUGACCAUGGUGACAGCCGCCACGAGCGCUAUCUCCCCCGUCACGCAGAUCGGUAUGCGGAUCGGCAUGUUGUGGACGUUCGCCGCCAUCCCCAACCUCGUCGGCCCCGUCAUCAGCGGUGCGCUCAUCGGCGCGGCUGGCGGAAAAUUCAUCUACGCAGGCCUGUUCACGGGCCUGAUGAUGUUUGUGGGCUCGGGGAUCAUGGUCGCACCACACUUGAUAAAGUGGUGGCGGGAGAGGGGGACGCCCAAAGAUGGCGAGAGCACGGCCAGCACGAACCCAUAGCACUGUAUCUUAGACCCUUGCAUAAUCUACUCAUCUUGGAUAUCCUCGAUGCGCCAGUCGAGGCACAGCAUCUUGCCGGGCGCGUGCCCGAUCACUACGCCCUCGAUGUGCGAGUUGAUCACGACGAGCUGGGGCGUCACGCCGCACGCCCAGAACACAGGUACCUCGCCGUCACGGAUUAU
Messenger RNA from Cutaneotrichosporon oleaginosum, 1700 nucleotides. RefSeq lists its product as uncharacterized. NCBI's taxonomy places the organism in Eukaryota, Fungi, Basidiomycota, Tremellomycetes, Trichosporonales, Trichosporonaceae. Gene Ontology annotation, molecular function: transmembrane transporter activity. Gene Ontology annotation, cellular component: membrane. The record is from RefSeq and is a predicted model, not a curated record. Gene Ontology annotation, biological process: transmembrane transport.